This is a messenger RNA of Cyclopterus lumpus (lumpfish), 1271 nucleotides long. RefSeq names its product tumor necrosis factor receptor superfamily member 14-like. NCBI's taxonomy places the organism in Eukaryota, Metazoa, Chordata, Actinopteri, Perciformes, Cyclopteridae. The coding region runs from base 120 to 797 and encodes 225 amino acids. Gene Ontology annotation, molecular function: protein binding. Gene Ontology annotation, cellular component: external side of plasma membrane. Gene Ontology annotation, biological process: positive regulation of cytokine production involved in immune response; defense response to Gram-positive bacterium; positive regulation of peptidyl-tyrosine phosphorylation. The record is from RefSeq and is a predicted model, not a curated record. The transcript is spliced from 8 exons.
GGAUCUUUCCGCUAAUUUCGCAAAAUUCUUCGCUCGACCCGAGUGUCUGCGGAGUUGACCGCAGUAGAUAAAGGCAUGAAUUAUGCCAAAACGUAAUUAAAAGUGUGUGAUGUGUUACCAUGCUUUCGAUAUUGGCUGUCUUCAGUGUCGCAGUCUUCAUGACACCCGGACUGUGCUGUCUGUCAAAGGAAUAUGCAGCAAGGGAUGGCCAAUGUUGCCCGAUGUGUCACGAAGGUACAGUUGUUCGAAGAGACUGCACCCCUGAGUCCGGCACGCGGUGCGUCUCCUGUGGGAGCAGGACCUUCAUGAAUCAACCCAACGGCCUGACUCAAUGCUUCUCCUGCACCUCCUGUGCAGGUCACGGGCUCAUUGCCCAACAAGGCUGUACAGCAACAGCAGACACCGUUUGUGAGGUUGUCAGUGGAUAUUUCUGCAAGGCCUUGAUGGAUGAUACAGGAUGUAGUUUGGCACAAUCACAUCGGCAAUGUGGAGCCGGUCACAGGACACAAGAACCUGGAACCAGCAGAACUGACACAGUGUGUGAAAGUUGUCCGGCAGGCUAUUUCUCAAAGGAUGGUGUGAAUUGCACCGUUUGGACUACUUGCUCAGCAAGUCAAGGAAAGGCGAAAGAAGGAAGUACAAGUAGUGAUGUUGUCUGUAUAGCUUCAAGACAGCGUUUCUGGUAUACAGCUCUUAUAUUACCAUUUUUAACAGUUGUUGGCCUUGGGAUCAAAGGGAUACUAUCGAAAGAAACAUCCGAAUCCCCUGUUCCUUCAGGUGGAGCCGCACCUGAGUGAAGGUCUCCGUCUGGCUCGCCAGGAUCCAACCAGCUUUUAGCAAUGUUGCAAUCUUGUUCCACCGUAUUUCCAAUGGCUGAUGUGUCCUUGAGCAAGACACUUAACCCUGCAUUGUUCCCUGUAGCUGUGUCUACAGUGUAUGAAUGUAACAUGAUUGUAAGUUGCUUUGGAUAAAAAGCGUCAUGUAAUGACAUGUAAUGUAAUGUAAUGUAAUAUCUUUAAGUAGUUUAUAGCCUAAUUAUUAAGUAUACAAAGUAGUUCAAAUGAGGUGACAGAGCUGGCAAUACCCUUGUUGGAGCUAUUUAAUUGAUAUUAGUAUUUAGUUAUUUUAUUGACAAGUAGUAUUGUUUAAUCAUUCAGGUUGUUUGCUUAUUUAGGUUAGAUGUUUUGAUAUAUUAGAAUAGCUUUUUUCUUGUGAUAGUUUUUAGUUUAGUUUAAUUCUUUAUUGUUGUUAAUAAAUUAUCAGAAAAACGG